Panicum hallii is the source of this 1714-nucleotide messenger RNA. Its product is annotated as MLO-like protein 1. Lineage: Eukaryota; Viridiplantae; Streptophyta; Magnoliopsida; Poales; Poaceae. The transcript has 14 exons. The record is from RefSeq and is a predicted model, not a curated record. Gene Ontology annotation, cellular component: membrane. Gene Ontology annotation, biological process: defense response. Bases 1 to 1500 code for a protein of 499 amino acids.
AUGGCGGAUGGCGGCGGGGAAUCGGCGGAGUCGACGGCGCUGGAGUUCACACCGACGUGGAUCGUGGCGGGGGUCUGCUCCCUCAUCGUCGUCAUCUCCCUUGCCGCCGAGAGGUGCCUGCAUUACCUCGGCAAGACGUUUAAGGGGAAGAAUCAGAAGGCGCUCUUCGAGGCUCUACUCAAGGUCAAAGAAGAACUGAUGCUUCUGGGGUUCAUCUCCCUGCUCCUGACGGUGUCCCAAGGGAUGAUCCAGAGGACCUGCAUUCCUCCAGAGUGGACCAUGUACAUGCUCCCAUGCCAUAACGACAAGGAACAGGCCGAGCUGAGCCCCUCGGUGGCGCAUGGUCUUGCUGCUGGAAUUUUAGGCCUCAACCGUCGGCGUCUGCUUGACGAGGGUGGGCCAACGGUCCAGCAUUGCCAAAAAAAGGGAGAAGUUCCUUUGCUGUCAGUUGAAGCGCUACAUCAGUUGCAUAUCUUCAUAUUCAUUCUGGCCAUUGCACAUGUGAUUUUCUGUGUUUUGACUAUGCUUUUAGGAAGCGCGAGGAUUCGUCAAUGGAAACACUGGGAGGAUGAAUUUCAGAAGGAUUCUACAGAAAAUGGGCAAAGGAAGGUGACCUAUGUGCAUCAAUGCGAAUUUAUCAGGGAACAUUUCAAGGGUAUUGGCAGAGAUUCGGCAAUAUUGAGCUGGCUGCAUUCUUUUGUUAAGCAGUUUUAUGGAUCAGUUACUAAAUCAGAUUACACUACAAUGCGACUUGGCUUCAUCAUGACACAUUGCCGGGCAAACCCAAAAUUCGAUUUCCACAGAUAUAUGUUACGAGCUUUGGAGGCUGAUUUUAAGAAGGUGGUUGGGAUUAGCUGGUACUUGUGGAUAUUCGUUGUGGUAUUCAUGUUGCUGAAUGUCAAUGGUUGGCAUACAUACUUUUGGAUCUCUUUCAUUCCCCUUAUUCUUCUGCUGGCCGUUGGCACCAAGCUAGAGCAUGUCAUAACUCAGCUAGCAAUUGAGGUAGCCGAGAAGCACUCAGCAAUCGAGGGGGACUUGGUCGUCAAUCCAUCCGAUGAACACUUCUGGUUUGGACGGCCAAAAAUUGUCCUGUACCUGAUCCACUUCAUCCUUUUCCAGAAUGCGUUUGAGAUCGCCUUCUUCUUCUGGAUUCUUACCACCUACGGUUUCAACUCCUGCAUCAUGGACCAUGUCCCAUUCAUCGUGCCGAGGCUCGUCGUCGGGGCCAUCAUCCAACUCCUCUGCAGCUACAGCACCUUGCCUCUGUAUGCAAUUGUCACCCAGAUGGGGACCUUCUUCAAGAAGGAGAUCUUCGACGAGCACGUGCAGCAGAGCCUCGUGGGCUGGGCGCAGAAGGCCAAGAAGAGGAAAGCGCUCAGGAACAACAACGGCAGCGGCGGCGCGGCCGGGUCCGCACACCCGUCGGCGAGGCUCGAGCUGAUGAAGCGGGCCGCCGCUCUCGAAGGAGGCAGCACCGGCGGCCAUGGCAGUGAAGUCUAGUGCCAUCCAGCGUCCAGAAACUCUCGAAGCUGUAGUAGCGAAGGCUUGGGAGACCGUCAGAAGAUGCAAGUGUCCUCGUGCGCGCGGCUUACGCGAGCCGUCAGUGUUUGUCAGAUAACUAGUGUCUGAUUGCCAGAACAGGUGCUCUGGUAUGGUGUUUGUAUGCUUUGGAUUUGUGACUCGCGGCAUGUUAUGGAGUGAGGAGCUUUGUGUA